ACGAACGCGAACCAGGCGAAACAACGAACUAAACAAAAAAGCCCCUUUUGUCUUUAGGGCACAAAGGAGAAGAAGACUUUGAGGAGAUUAAAGAGAUCCCUUUUACUUCCUUCUCCGAAUCUCCAGAUGGGAUCCGAUCAAAACCCUUCCCGGUCCGAUACAUCGGAGAUCAAAUCCCGCAUCUACCGCCUAAUCGGAACUCAAAGAGCCAACACUUACUUCCACCAGCUCGGGCGUUUCUUCGCCUCGAGGAUCACCAAGCCCGAGUUCGACAAGCUCUGUCUCAAAACCAUCGGCAGGCAACACAUCUCGCUCCACAACCGUCUCAUACGCUCCCUAAUCAAGAACGCUACCGUCGCCAAGUCGCCUCCUCCUUCGAGGUACGUGAAGAAAGGCGGGAGCUUUGUUAGAUUGAGCAAUGGGAAACAGAGCAUCCGUAGGAAGUUUAGAGACCGGCCUAGCCCGCUUGGUCCGCUUGGGAAGCCUCAGAGUGUUACUACUACCACCACGAGUGCUACUGAGUUGAUGUCUCUAGGGAGCAGACCUCCUUUGGAAGUUGAGGAAGGGGAAGAGGUCGAGCAGGUAGCUGGGAGUCAGAGUGUGACUGCUCCUCUUGGUGUGGGUAUGAGUCUCAGGAGGAAGGCUGUGUCGUGUAGUGGUUUUAACACUUGUCAGAGCAGCGGUGAGUUGCCGGAUACGAGGACGCUGAGGAGCAGGUUGGAGAUGGAAGGGGUUAAGGUGUCUAUGGACUCUGUUAGUCUUCUUAAUAGUGGGCUUGAUGUGUUUAUGAGGAGGUUGAUUGAGCCUUGUUUGAGUUUGGCUAGUGCUCGAUGCGGUGGGAGUGGACAGCAAAGGAGGAGGCUUUCUUCGUGUGUGUGGAUGUCUGAUUUUCGUGCUGGUAUGGAGUUGAAGCCACAGGUUCUUGGAGAGGAAUGGCCUAUACUGCUGGAGAAGAUAUGUUCGCGUGUUUUAGAUAGUAAAUGUUUAGCAGAAGGGACAUAGAUUAGGUUACUAUACAUAGCAUUUGAUUUCAAUCAUUGGCUAUUACCUGAACCUGUAAUUGGGUUUGUUGUUUUGGUCCAUUGGAAAGUAAAAAGUUGUUUAGAUGGUUCAAGUUUACAAGCUUUGAAGAGAAGAAGUUGGGUCUCUGGUGUUGUACAAGUUCAUAUAGUAGAGUGAGAUGAGAUUCAAGUAGAGGUUUUAAAGUAGACGCCUUGUUGUUUGACUCUUUUUUUUUUUUCUCCUUUCUUUGCUCUCUGAUGUAACAAAAUUUAAUAAUGAAAGCAAAAAGGAACAUUUCACUUU
Molecule: messenger RNA, 1305 nt
Organism: Brassica oleracea var. oleracea
Lineage: Eukaryota; Viridiplantae; Streptophyta; Magnoliopsida; Brassicales; Brassicaceae
Exons: 2
Coding region: 127-1002 (291 amino acids)
Biological process (GO): regulation of transcription by RNA polymerase II
Cellular component (GO): SAGA complex
Molecular function (GO): transcription coactivator activity
Source: RefSeq, a predicted model, not a curated record